This is a messenger RNA of Chara braunii, 2872 nucleotides long. The record is from the annotation of a GenBank genome assembly. Lineage: Eukaryota; Viridiplantae; Streptophyta; Charophyceae; Charales; Characeae.
ACGGGAGGGUGAGGAAGAAAGAUCGAGUCGGAGUUCGUUACCAUCGUGAUUAUCUGCACCUUAAACAUGUCCAGAUUCAGGGAACUUGAGGUGUAGGUGGGAUAGCAGACCAGACCAGACCAGACGUGGUAAGGAAGGCACGAAGCAACGUCUUCUCUGUAUUUACGUUGAUCAAUAAAAUAAAAUAAAAUAAGGAUAGGAAAUGACAAACAACAGAGGGAGAGCGGGGGGGAAAAACACACAGGGAGAAGGGUAGGAGGAGGAAGAGGAAGAAACCGAGGAGGAGGAGGAAGCGGAAGAUGGAAAAGAGGAGGGGAUGAGUGAUAUGAUGGAUGUAGGAGGAGAAAGAGGAAGAAACCGAGGAGGAGGAGGAGGAAAAGGAGGAGGAGGAGGAAGAGGAGGAAGAGGAAGAGGACGAAGGAGGAGGAAGAGGAAAAUGGAAAAGAGGAGGGGAUGAGUGGUGUGAUGGAUGUGGGAGGAGAAAGAGGAAGAAACCGAGGAGGAGGAGGAAGAGGAAGAGGAAGAAACCGAGGAGGAGGAGGAAGAGGAAGAGGAAGAAACCGAGGAGGAGGAGGCGGAGGAGGAAGAGGAGGAGGAGGAAGAGGAGGAGGAGGAGGAAGAGGAAGAGCAAGAUGGAAAAGAGGAAGGGAUGACUGACAUGAUGAAUGUGGAAGCGCAUGUGAAGGAAGCCAUUAUCGUCGCCGUUAUCAACGCAAUCUCUGUGAGGCGAAUUCUGCGGCGAAGGUCUGCUUCAGGUUGUGCGGCGAAGGUCUCGUCUUCAGCUUGUGCGGCUAAGGUUUCGUCUUCAGCUUCUGCGGCUAAGGCUUCGUCUUCAGCUUGUGCGGCUAAGGUUUCGUCUUCAGCUUCUCCGGCUAAGGCUUCGUCUUCAGAUUCUGCGGCUAAGUUCUCUGCAUCAGCUUGUGCGGUUAAGUUCUCUGCAUCAGCUUGUGCGGCUACUGCGGCUAAGUUCUCUGCAUCAGCCUGUGCGGCUAAGUUCUCUGCAUCAGCUUGUGCGGCUAAGUUCUCUGCAUCAGCUUGUGCGGCCAAGUUCUCUGCAUCAGCUUGUGCGGCCAAGUUCUCUGCAUCACAGCUUGUGCGGCUAAGUUCUCUGCGUCAGCUUGUGCGACUAAGGCGGGGUGACAUCGACAACGGCAUCAGCAGCAUCAGCAGCGUCAGCAGCAUCUGCAGCAGCAUCAGCAGCAGCAGGAGGAGCAGCAGAGGGGGGAGCCUCGUUAGUGACCGAACGGGGGAGACCAGGUGCAGGUGGUGGUCCCUCUUCAGUGACCGACGGGGCGGCGGGAGGAUCAAGAGGAGGAGCUAUGGCGCCAGCGUGUCGGCCGCUCGUACUCGCUUGCCUUUCUCCAUCGACUUCUGCGACUUCUACAUGGCAGAGUCGGGAUUCGGAGAGAUCCCGUGCCUGGUGAUCAACGCCACGAGCGGCGACCACGUGUACGGAGAUUACCUGACGAGCGAAGUCGUUCUGGGAAAGGUAGUACGGGUGCAAUCAGCGAACUCUCAGGGAUGUUUCUUCGUCACUCCCGCCGGGCUCGACUCUUCUUGCGCCAAUCAGUUCUACGUGAGCGGCCGCCAUAUCGCUUCCCGCACCUUCAACUCCCCUGUAGACGAAUUCGUUAAUCGACUUGUACUCGUUCCGUUCUCAGAUGCUCAGCUGUCGAACGGGAUCCGGCUUGGGGUGAAUGAUAACGUGACAGAGUACCGACCAGACAGACGAUGUGUCGUCUUCUGGACUAUCUUGUAACCAUCCCUCUCUCUCUCUCUCUCUCUCUCUCUCUCUCUCUCUCUCUCUCUCUUGCUUUGACAAAUUAUUACUUGUAAAAUGUAUACAUAUUUAGUAUAUUUAACGACAGCCCCAUUCUCGGAUCCUCCUGUGUCGCUCCGGUUUCGUUAUUCUGGUUGGGACUUCUGGUAUCAAGUAUUUCUCUCUCUCUCUCUCUCUCUCUCUCUCUCUCUCUCUCUCUCUCCCUCUCUCUCUCUCUCUCUCGCUCGCUCGCUCGCUCGCUCUCUGUGUCUCUCUUUCUCUCUCUCUCUGAUUGUGUCUCUCCCUCUGAGGUCUCGUGCUCUGCCUCUGUCUCUGUCUGUCGGUUUCUCUCUGUGAUUCUCUCGUUGUCGCUAUCGCUCUGUCUUGCUCUCUCUUCCGUGUUUUCCUUUCUUCCCUCUUUAUGUUCUCUCUUUCUGACCUUCGUUGAUUGAUUGAUUGAUUGAUCGACUGUCGUUGUCGCUCUCUCUCUCCUUCGGUCUAGCUCUUUCUUUCCUCUUUGUGUUCUCACUUUCUUAACUUCGUUGAUUGAUUGAUUGAUUGGUUGUGUGAUUGAUUGAUUGCUUGGUUUGCUGUCGGAAGUGCGGAGCUGGGUGUGGGAUAUUGAUUGAAAUCUUGAUUGCUAGCUUGACUGAUGCGCACCGGUGAUUUUUCUUUUUUUACUUCUCUUGAUCGAAUGCUUGAUUGAUUUGUUGAUUGAUUUGUUGAUGGCAUGCCUGAUUGGUUUGUUGACCGGGUGCUCGAUUUGCUUGAUUUGUUUGAUUGGUUGAUUUGGUUGAUUGCUUGAUUUGAUUGAUUGUUUGAAUCGAUUGAUUGCUUCAUUAAUUGCUUGCUUAAUUGCGUGAUUGAUUGCGCAGCCACAUGAGGGGACUGUGUCUAGAGCUGAAAAUCUCGUUUGUGUACAUUCAGGAUCGUUGUGGUUGGGGGUCGAGCAAAGACUCUAGUAGGGGUUAACACGUCAUCGCCUUCGUUAUGCCGUCUCUUUUUCCACCGGGUUCGUGUUUUUUUCUUUUUUUUUUUCCUUUUUUUCCGAUUGGGUUUGUGUUUGCUCCUGUUUUUCUUUUUUUUUUUUAGGAAUCAAUUACAAUUACUCCU